AUGCCGUCUUCAAACUUCGGUGAUAAGCGGGAUUCGCUGAAUAACAUUUUGUUACGUAAAGAUCAAGAGCCAUUAAGUUUAUUCACUCCAAAAACCCUGGCUAGGCAGCAGGGCGUGACCGUUGAUGUUCCGGGCUUCCGAUCUGCGUCUUCUGUUCCGCGCAACAGGCUGGAAGGUGGAAACCUGCGAAACGCAGCGCAUUUGCCUGAGAAUGGGCUGAAGGCAGAGAAGAAAACCGGUCAGCUAGUAUCGGGCGUCUUGAUGUUGCUUCAGCCUUCAGCGCUUCAGCCACUGGCACUCGCCAGUGAGAUUCCCACGGACAACACGGAAAUGCAAUCGCCUUACGAAUUUUACGACUGCACGUACGCCUACUGGGCUAUCAUAGUGCUGUCGUGA
This is a messenger RNA of Gloeophyllum trabeum ATCC 11539, 396 nucleotides long. RefSeq lists its product as uncharacterized. Bases 1 to 396 code for a protein of 131 amino acids. The record is from RefSeq and is a predicted model, not a curated record. NCBI's taxonomy places the organism in Eukaryota, Fungi, Basidiomycota, Agaricomycetes, Gloeophyllales, Gloeophyllaceae. The transcript has 4 exons.